This is a messenger RNA of Labeo rohita (rohu), 2308 nucleotides long. It is a transcript of the gene uap1, whose product is annotated as UDP-N-acetylglucosamine pyrophosphorylase 1. The coding region runs from base 165 to 1721 and encodes 518 amino acids. Gene Ontology annotation, biological process: UDP-N-acetylglucosamine biosynthetic process. The record is from RefSeq and is a predicted model, not a curated record. Gene Ontology annotation, molecular function: UDP-N-acetylglucosamine diphosphorylase activity. NCBI's taxonomy places the organism in Eukaryota, Metazoa, Chordata, Actinopteri, Cypriniformes, Cyprinidae. The transcript is spliced from 11 exons.
GUCUGUGCGUGUCCUGCCACGUCAGUCUCUGACGGAAGUCAGAGGAGUAUCCCGGGCAGGGAAGGCGGUGCUCUCCGGAGAUGUAGCCGUGUUUUCAGUCCUACUGAAGUACGAGGAAAGUAAUAAGAGGUCAGCGGUUGCUCGAAAGAUCUAAAGGAAAGACCAUGGACACCAGCAAACUGGCUGAGAGACUCGUUGAAGCCGGGCAGUCUCACCUUCUCCAGUUUUGGAGCCAGCUGAGCCCUGAGGAACAAGCUGAGAUGAUUGUCGAUUUGGAGAGCAUGAACUUCAUGGAGAUCAAUAACUUCUAUAAAAAUGCCAUGAAGACGUCUGGGCAGACCUCGCAGGAGAAGAUGGAUACCAGGAUGGAGCCGGUGCCCAGAGACGUUUUGGGAAGCAUAACACGCGAUCAUGAAUGUCUUAAAGGAUGGGAAGAAGAGGGCCUGCGCUGUAUAUCGGAGAACAAAGUGGCAGUUCUUCUAUUGGCUGGGGGUCAAGGGACACGGCUGGGUGUAUCAUUUCCAAAAGGCAUGUAUGAUGUGGGCCUCCCUUCCCACAAAACCCUCUUUCAGAUCCAGGCAGAACGCAUCAGAAGACUUGAACAGCUCGCUGAAAAACAAUACUCAAGGAAGUGCUGUAUUCCAUGGUACAUUAUGACAAGUGGCAGAACAAUGGACAUGACCAAAAAGUUCUUCACAGAUCACAAAUACUUCGGCCUGAAGGAAGAGAAUGUGUCUUUCUUUCAGCAAGGCAUGCUUCCCGCUUUGGACUUCAAUGGGAAAAUUAUUCUAGAGGGCAAAGGCAAACUGUCCAUGGCACCAGAUGGAAAUGGGGGCCUGUACAGAGCUCUGGGGACACAGAACGUUGUGAAAGACAUGGAGACAAGAGGAAUCUCCUACAUCCAUGUCUACUGCGUAGACAACAUUCUUGUGAAAGUUGCCGACCCUGCUUUCAUAGGCUUCUGUACACUGAAAGGAGCCGAUUGUGGUGCAAAGGUUGUGGAGAAGACCAAUCCAACAGAAGCAGUGGGCGUGGUCUGCAAGGUGAAUGGGCGUUAUCAAGUAGUGGAGUACAGUGAGAUUACCUUGGCAACGGCAGAGAAGCGAAGCACCGACGGACGACUUAUGUUCAGUUCCGCCAACAUAGCCAAUCACUUCUUCACCCUCACAUUCCUCAAAGAGAUUGUUAGGACUCACGAGCCGCAGUUGCAACACCAUGUGGCACAGAAGAAAAUUCCCUUCGUGAACACACAAGGACAGCUAAUCAAACCCGACAAACCCAAUGGGAUUAAGAUGGAAAAAUUUGUCUUCGACAUAUUCCAGUUUGCCAAAACAUUUGUGGUAUAUGAGGUUUUGAGAGAAGAUGAGUUUUCUCCGCUGAAAAAUGCAGACAGUCAGGAUGGGAAGGACAACCCGACUACGGCCCGUCAGGCCCUCAUGUCCUUGCAUCACCGCUGGAUCUUAAACGCGGGAGGACAUUUCGUUGAUGAGAAUGGAACACCUAUACCUGCUAUACCCAGAGUUGGACCAGCAGGGACAGUCGCACCUGAACUCAGCCAGAACCUGAAGGAUGGAACAGAUCUACCAAUCAAAUGUGAGAUCUCUCCUCUUGUGUCUUAUGGUGGUGAGGGCUUGGAGCAUCUUGUGAAUGGAAAAGCUUUCCAGCCCACUCUGGUCAUCGAUGAGAACGGCGUCCACGAGCUUGUGAAGAACGGCCUGUGAACCUCAAACCAGCUGCUGCACUUAAAACCAAAACGAAGACUCUUUAUCUUUUUUUUUCAUCUUUAUCUCACUUCCUGCCAGGGUGGUGGAAAAUCUUGUGCAAUAAAAUGAAGGAAGGGUGUCAGAAGGCUAAUCACAAUCAAGUCAUUUUAUAAUCAAACUAUUUAUUUUGCGAAGACUUAUUUUUAUAUCAAUGUGCAGUGCUCUUUUUUUCUACAAUUGGAACUUAUGAAUUUAGCUGUUUAAUUUAUAAAUGGAUGUAUCAAAUGAUAUGCAGUAAUGUAGAUUGCAUGAUUGGACACUGCUAAGAUUUUAGGCAUUCCUGCUUAAUCUGUUCCUCUGUCUGAAAAUGUAGGUACAUGUAAAACAAAGUUUGGUCUUCUCUAUGGAUGUCUGUUUUUGACAAAAUGUGAGUUAGAAUGUGAUGUUGCAUCAGACUUUCCAGCAGCGUUUAUUAGAGAACUUCUGACUGGUUGCCACUUACAGUACAGUGCUUUAGAAAGCACCAUUAGCUUUUGUCUGCACCGUCUGUGUUAGUUUGUUUGUGCACAUCAUCCAUGUAUAAAAUAAUUUGUCAUGAAGAAGGA